Messenger RNA from Ceratitis capitata (Mediterranean fruit fly), 3814 nucleotides. RefSeq names its product synaptic vesicle glycoprotein 2B. The record is from RefSeq and is a predicted model, not a curated record. The coding region runs from base 1914 to 3482 and encodes 522 amino acids. Gene Ontology annotation, biological process: transmembrane transport. Gene Ontology annotation, molecular function: transmembrane transporter activity. NCBI's taxonomy places the organism in Eukaryota, Metazoa, Arthropoda, Insecta, Diptera, Tephritidae. The transcript is spliced from 5 exons.
UAUAGAAUUUUAUAAAGACAAGAGUUUUUUAUUUUGUUUUAAAAAUAAUAUCGGGCAAGUGACCGCCGCUCGAAUAAAUUCCGGGAGAGGGACCCAACUUUUGACCACUUCUUGCAGCAAUGGGUGUGGUGGUCAGCGAUAACGCGCCGAAUAUUCUUUUUCAAAGGCGUCAAUCAUCUCGGGCUUAUCGGCAUAGGUCGCUUCUCUUCACAUAACCCCACGCUGCCGGCCCACGGCGUGAGAUAAUGCGCUCACCAAAAGUUUUAUUAAAUAAUUUAAACGCUUCGUUCGUGGGCUUUAUGUCAUGUGGGAACCAAUGGUCGACAACAUCAACUUCCUCCAAUACGGGUGCGAAAAAGUUAUUAAUCAAAGCUCUAUAGUUAGUGUUCUCAAUUGACUGUUACAUUAUGGGCAUCUUCAUUUUUAAAGAAAAGUGGACCAGGGUCUUUCUUUGUCCAAUUCCACCGAACGUGCGAUGCGCUUAAGGGACGUUUGACUUCAGUUAUUACACCGGUUGGAUUUUGUAAGCCCGCAAACCAAGAUCCCUCCUCAAAAUUUUCCAUAAAGUGGAUGGGCAGAGCUCGAAUUGUUGUGCGUGAUGGCAUAUGGACUCAUUCUUCGAUACUCUGCAAGAAAAUCAUCUUUGGCUCAGCGUUUUUGAGGAUUCGCUUUAUGCCGGAGUAAAUCAAGUUAAGAAGGAAAGAUCAACUCUGAAAGAAUAAUUACAUUCCACGUGUCUGGAAAAAUAUUUAAAGAUAAUAAAAUAAGUUGUAUCUUUCUAAUGAGACUGCACGCGAAUGGUUGAACUUUUUAAAACAGCUGAAUUCCCAUUUGAAUUAAGAAUUGAGAUAACUAAACCCUCAGGCGUCAUCCUUUCGUUUAUUAUGUGCUCAACAGUAGAUCUCUCCACCUCAUAUCUUGAGCUGGAGCAAAAGAUAAACACUGUAUCUUCUGCGGCACUGCUGCAGAAAGAACAGUUAGUCCCGGCAUUGUGGCCGAAUCACUGAAACAGCCGUGACCUGACAAGAAUUGUGUCACGUAGAAGUCUCUCCUUUCGUGUUCUCACUCAAUGCAGGCUUGAAGGUUCUUAACCUUAUUGGGUUAUGUUUUCUGACACUGUCCCCUAUAUAGGUGCCCAGGGUGACUUCUUCAAGUUGUGCAAGCUGUGAGCUAGAUGUCAUGAGCCAGUUCUUAAGCUUUGCUUUGGCCUCAUUUCAGGUACUCUGAAUUUGGGUAAGCCACAACGAUGUCGUCCACAUAGCCUAUUAUCUGAACUACUUUUGGUAGCAGUAGACGGAAUACCCCAUCGAAUAGUACACUCUACAACAGAGGACUCAGUACCAAUACCUGUGGUACGCCUCUUGUCACUGCGUAGGUUUUUGGCUCUGACUCGGAAUCAUACAAUAGCAGUCUGCCCGACAGGUAGCUAUCAAUUAUCCUCAGCAGUUACCCCGGGGAAUUUAUUUUCAUUGGAAACCCGCUUUCUAUGUUCGAUGGCGAUUUUAAAUGCCUUAUUUUGAAUCCCAUUAAGUCCAGGCGCCUUUGCAUUGUCGACACUCUCCGUCACUCUAAUUAGUUCCUUCUCGUCUAUUGUGUACGCUUCCAUCUCUGCGGGUAUCCUUCUACUCGAUUGUGGUUUUUGCGUAGGAAAGAUCGCUUUCACUACCUUUUCUAAGUGGAUACGACAUGCUGGGACUUUGCUUCUGCUUCCUCUUAUCUUUGUCUGUGGGUGCCACCUUAUGAGGUUUGUGUGCGGAGAGAGCAAAAGAUAAUUUCAAAGAGUUGAUAGAGUAGAUAGAUAAUUUACAAUAAUUUGGUCUCUGCCACUAAUCGCAGUCGUCUCAUGUUCAAGGCAAAACAAGACCUCACGGAACACUAAUUAAGCGCAAUUCGGCUUGCGGACCCAUUAAAACAUGAAUGGAGGAUCUGUGCAGAGAUAUCCGCACGCUGGAGGCACGAAAAAGCAGAAUGACAAUACCGAAUUGGAUUCACAUACGUUCGACGAGGCGUUGGAGCUGACGCAAGUUGGCCGCUUUCAUUAUGUACUCACCUUGAUUUGUGGCUUUUGCUUUAUGGCCGUAAUGGCCGAGACGAUGGGUGUCGGUAUGAUAAUGCCAUUGAUUAAAUGUGAUCUCACCGCAACGCAGACCGAGCAGGGCCUUCUUGCCUCGGCGGGCUUCUUCGGUAUUGUGCUCAGUUCGCAUAUGAUGGGCUUUCUGGCCGAUACGUGGGGACGUGUUAGAACGUUGCGAUAUUCGUUGGUAUUAGCCGCCACAGCAACGAUUAUCUCCGCGUUCUCCGUCAACACUUGGAUGUUAAUUGCAUUCCGUUUUCUCAAUGGCUUUUUCAUAUCCGGCUGUCAGGCGUGCGUGUUCAGUUUGUGUGGCGAGUUUCAUAGUAAUCGAACACGUGUACGUUAUGUAACGCUAUUGGCGAUCUUCUUGCCAUUCGCACUCAUGUUUAUGCCAGCCAUGGCUUUGGUCAUUCUACCGCUACAAAUUGACUUCGUUUUACUGGGCAUAAAAUUCGCUUCGUGGCGUCUCUUCUUCGCCGUUAACAUGCUGAUCUCAUUUGCUGGCCUAAUCGGUUUGAGCAUUUUGCCAGAAACACCGAAAUAUUUGUUGGUGCAUGGCAGUCACGAUGCAUCUCUGGCUGUGCUGCGUCGUAUUUAUGCUAUGAAUACGGGCGAUAAGCCGGAGAAUUUUCCUGUUAAGAGUAUAGUGCUGCAAACAGGCGGCGCUGAUUUGUCAAAUAUUCAUGGCGUCAAAGAUGCUCUCAAGAUGAUCUGGAGUCAAACGACGCCGCUGUUUUAUAAGGAACGUGUGCUGCAAACCUUCAACAUUUGCUUUUCGCUGUUUUCGAUCUAUGGCAUAUCGCAGGGCCUGUUCAUGUGGUUCCCUACAAUUCUCAACGAACUCAUACGCAAAAGUGACCAAGAUCUCAAGGUAUGUACUAUAAUAGGAAACAUGGAUGUAACAACAGCCAAAACAGUCAACUCUUGUACCGAAUUAUUGGAUUAUUUCAUGUUCGAAGUGUUGAUUAUGAUCGGUGCCGUUUUCACAGUGGUCUUCAUCAUAUUCGCUUAUACCAUCGAUAUAGUGGGCAAAUCGAAUUUACUGAUGAUUUGGCUUGUGGUCGCCUGCGUUUGUGCCGCCAUCAUGCACUGGAUCUCCGAAUUCGCUGCGAUCGUGAUCGUUUUAACGCUACUCAUGAGCGUCGGCAAUUGUGGCGGCAUUAUAGGUACGAUAGCGAUUGAGUUCUAUCCAGCUCAGAUCAAUGCCAUGGGCAUGUGUUUCGCCAUGAUGAUUGGGCGUUUGGGUUCUGUCGCCGGUGGCAAUAUUAUCGGCACCUUCCUCUUCACGCAUUGUAAUAUUUUACUGUGGGGCGUUGUGGCGCUCAUUGCGGUGUUGAUCGCAUUGGCAGCAGUGCUGCCAGACAAGAAAAGGGAGCGAGUAGCGAGCGAUCUGACAGUAACAAAAUGACGCAGCUUUUGAGAAUAGAAUUUCGAAUCUUCGUGUUUAAUAACUGAAAUUCAAUAGAUGAUUUUUCAUGAUCAAAUUCAGCGUGUAAGAAAAUUUUCAUUCGAAAGACUUAUCGAUUUGUACAAAUACUGAUAAUUUUAGUUGAAAUAUUUUCCUAUUUACUGUACAUAUCUACAUACAAGUAUAUAAAAGCGCAAGCAAGAUUUGUGUUAGUAAGCCGUAAAAGUUUAAGCUAAAAAUCAUGGAGAGACGAACUGAGAGCCGAAUUUACUUUUUAUUUUUUUUUAAAUUUCAAUUUGCUUCAUUGGAAGCGGUUUUCAAUUUCAAUAUGU